AUGGAUCCCUAUGUGAUCAUUAAAUGUGGGAACACUACUAAAAAGACACUUGUUAAUGAGGGUGGUGGAAAGAAGCCCAAGUGGAAUGAGACUUUGAUCUUUGAGAUUACCUAUGAAAAAUCUUUCUCUAUUACAGUUAUGGACAAGGAUAUGUCUUUCGAUGAUAUAGUGGGUUAAGGAGAAGUUGAGCUUGAUUCUGUGUUCAGAAGCGGCAAGACUAGUAGCUCAUAUAAUCUUGGCUAUAAAGGAAAACAAGCUGGCUAGAUAUUCAUUGAUCUGGAAUUUUACUCAAGCAGCAAUCUGGGAAUGCCUAGCUUUCAGACUUUGCCAGGCUAGCAUUAACUAUCUUAUUAAUAGCCUUAAAUGAUGCAAUAAUUUGGCUAUGGCAUGCAAUAAUAAUAUCUCUAACCAAUGGGCUACGUGCCACCAGGAGGAUUUCCACCAGUAAUGAUACCUCCGCCUUAGUAUUACCAGCAACCCCAGCAAUAAAUUUAUCAACCUCCUUAGUCUCAAAUGGGUCAGCCUGUUCCACAAAUGCAAGUAUAGCAGCAAGUUCCUCAGUACUACCCAACUUUACCUUAACAAAAUUAAUAUCCUCCUUAGGGAUAAAACUAUGGUUAUAGCUAUUAGUAACAGCAAUAUCCAUUUCCUUAGAGCAAUCAGCAAUUCCCUGGCUAGUUCAGAUGA
Messenger RNA from Stylonychia lemnae, 687 nucleotides. The record is from the annotation of a GenBank genome assembly. Lineage: Eukaryota; Ciliophora; Spirotrichea; Sporadotrichida; Oxytrichidae.